UAACAAAACCCUCUCCCUCCUCUUCUCUCAUCCCUCCAUUACGCGUUUCAAGCCAAAAUCACAGCAAUCUCCAUCUUGACCACCAUAAUCAUCAUCAGCAGCACAAGGACCUCCUGGUUGAGACUUUCACUGUAACAAGAUCCUCAAAGAUUUGAUCGAAGAAGUUUCCAUCGAGGGAUCGGACCCAGUUGGGAUUCUUGAGAGGGAUGGGGAUUGGAGUAAGGAGCAACUGUGGGCUGUGGUUGUGCUGCUGUUGGAGGAAGAGAGAGUCGAAGAAGCGAUUCAGGUGUUUCAUUCGUGGAAAAACAAAGAAACAUCUCGAAUCGCUGGUGCCAACUACACCAAAAUCAUACAUCUGUUGUGUGAAAGAAAUUACAGAGAAAGAGCACUCUCAACCCUCCAUGACAUGGAGGAGCAUUGUGUUGUCCCUUCUUUGUCAUUCUACAAUGACAUAAUUCAUGGAUUUGCGAGAAAGAAAGAGUUUGAUAAGUCAAGAAACAUGUUGAGUAAAAUGGUAGAGGCUGGUUUGCUGCCUACACCCGAAACAUAUAAUGGGCUUAUUCGAGCUUAUGGAGAUUAUAAAUUGUAUGAUCAGAUGAGUGUGUGAAGGAGAUGGAAUUAAAAGGAUGUUUUCCAAAUGAGGUUACCUAUAAUUUUUUACUUGAAGAAUAUGCUCGAGUCGAGGAGGACUUUUUGAAAGAAUGGAAAGAUUGUAUAGAACUCUCCAAUCAAAAAGAAUGAACUUGCAGCCUCACGCUUUGCUCACAAUGCUGGAGGCUUAUGCUGAUCUGGGGAUCUUGGAAAAAAUGGAGAAAAUGUUCCGCAGAUUUUUGCAUUCAGAAGCAUAUAUGAAGGAAAAUCUAAUAAGAAAGUUGGCUAUGGUUUACAUAGAGCAUCAUCGGUUUGUUCGGUUGGAAGAGUUUGGGAAUGAGAUCAGUUCCAGAACUGGUAGAACUGAUAUUGUUUGGUGCAUUCUCCUCCUUGCUUCUGCUUGUCUCUUGAGCCGAAAGGGUGUAGAAUCUGUUGUUAGGGAAAUGGAUACGGCAAAAGUUGAGUUUAUAUUAACCCAUACAAAUAUUCUUGGGCUGUUUUAUCUUAAAAUCAAUGACUUCAAGGCUUUAAACGGCGCACUUUCUCGGAUUGAAAUGCACAAAUUGAAACCCGAUAUGGUGACUCUUGGAAUUCUUUUUGAUGCUUGUAAGAUGGGGUAUAAUGGCAUCCGUGUGUUGGAAGUAUGGAAAAGAAAUGGUUGCCUAGAAAGAGCGGUGGAAAUGUACACGGAUCCUCUAGUUUUGGGUGCUUUUGGCAAAGGGUCUUUCAUCAGGAAUUGUGAGAAGACAUACUCCUCUCUUAAAUAUAAAGGGAAAGAAAGAAAAUUAUGGACUUAUGGGAAGCUAAUCAGCUUAGUUUUCGGAGGGAGAAAAGAUGGACAAGAUAAUCUAUUGCAAGCUGGAAAGAGAUGAAGGAAAGUCUAAUGUAUGUACCAAACAUUAAAAUUUUCUUUAGGCCAUGUGAUCUCUUCCUUAGCCAGUAAAUGUCUUAUACGGUCAAUAGUUUGACACUUUCGAAAAGGAAGCUACACUAUAAAUGAUUGAUCAAGAUUCAGCACAGACUGAAGGAGCCGUAGAUGCAUAUAACUGAUGAUCUUGAAAGAUGUCCUCUCAGAAGAAGGCGCCCGUGUUUAUAUCAGUUUAUGUGGUGAAGCCUAGGCGGUCAACUGAUCGUCGGAGGCCCUACCACCACCACCACCACCACCACCAC
Messenger RNA from Asparagus officinalis (garden asparagus), 1761 nucleotides. RefSeq names its product pentatricopeptide repeat-containing protein At4g14190, chloroplastic-like. Gene Ontology annotation, molecular function: protein binding. NCBI's taxonomy places the organism in Eukaryota, Viridiplantae, Streptophyta, Magnoliopsida, Asparagales, Asparagaceae. The transcript has 3 exons. Bases 702 to 1463 code for a protein of 253 amino acids. The record is from RefSeq and is a predicted model, not a curated record.